AUGGGGCGCGGCAAGGUGGAGCUGAAGCGGAUCGACAACAAGAUCAGCCGGCAGGUGACGUUCGCCAAGCGCCGCAACGGGCUGCUCAAGAAGGCGUACGAGCUGUCGGUGCUCUGCGACGCCGAGGUCGCGCUCAUCAUCUUCUCCACCCGCGGCCGCCUCUUCGAGUUCUCCACAUCCUCAUGCAUGUACAAGACACUAGAGCGGUACCGCAGCUGCAACUUCAACUCCGAGGCAACUGCAACUCCGGAGACUGAACAAAGCAAUUACCAGGAGUACUUGAAGCUGAAGACAAGAGUUGAGUUCCUACAGACAACUCAGAGAAAUCAUCUUGGCGAGGACUUGGGCCCACUUAACAUGAAGGAACUUGAGCAGCUUGAGAACCAAAUUGAGAUAUCUCUCAAACAUAUCAGGGCGACAAAGAGCCAACAGUCACUUGAUCAGCUCUUUGAGCUCAAGCGCAAGGAACAACAACUGCAAGAUGUUAAUAAAGACUUACGGAAGAAGAUACAAGAAACUAGUGUGGAAAAUGUGCUGCAAAUGUCUUGCCAGGAUGUUGGACCUAGUGGGUCUAGUGGCCAUGCUAAUCAAGCUAAUCAACAGGAGUAUUUUCAUCAUGAUUGUGACCCUUCCCUGCAUAUAGGGUAUCAACGAAAUUUCCUGGAUCAGUUGAACAAAGAAUGA
Molecule: messenger RNA, 684 nt
Organism: Triticum turgidum subsp. durum (durum wheat)
Lineage: Eukaryota; Viridiplantae; Streptophyta; Magnoliopsida; Poales; Poaceae
Source: the annotation of a GenBank genome assembly